Molecule: messenger RNA, 3449 nt
Organism: Oncorhynchus keta (chum salmon)
Lineage: Eukaryota; Metazoa; Chordata; Actinopteri; Salmoniformes; Salmonidae
Gene: gmfb
Product: glia maturation factor, beta
Exons: 7
Coding region: 129-557 (142 amino acids)
Biological process (GO): negative regulation of Arp2/3 complex-mediated actin nucleation; actin filament debranching
Cellular component (GO): actin cortical patch
Molecular function (GO): Arp2/3 complex binding; actin binding
Source: RefSeq, a predicted model, not a curated record
GUGUGGGGGCGGGGAUUGGUCAGAUCAGAGUCACAAGAUUAUGUUGGGGGCGGAAAAAAAAAAAUACUGUUCUGUACUGCCCUCCUCCGGUCUAGACAGAUCAAUUGAGUCUGCGCUUCAGGGAAAAAAUGAGUGAAUCACUGGUUGUGUGUGACGUUGAUGGAGACCUAGUGAAAAAGCUACGUGAAUUCCGCUUCCGGAAGGAGACUAACAAUGCUGCUAUCAUCAUGAAGAUUGACAAGGACAAGCAGCUUGUCAUCCUUGAUGAAGAACAUGAGGAUAUUUCUCCUGAUGAUCUGAAGGAUGAGCUGCCUGAAAGACAGCCCAGAUUUGUGGUGUACAGCUACAAGUACGAACAUGACGACGGGAGAGUCUCUUACCCUCUCUGUUUCAUCUUCUCCAGUCCAGUGGGAUGUAAACCCGAGCAACAGAUGAUGUACGCCGGAAGCAAAAACAAACUGGUGCAAACUGUCCAGUUGACCAAGGUGUUUGAGAUCAGAAACACGGAGGACCUGACAGAGGAAUGGCUGAGAGAGAAGCUGGGCUUCUUCGGUUAAGACCAGGCCCUUUUGGUGAUCUAAUGGACUGAAGGGUUUAGAGGAGGAACGAGACACUUGGAAAGAAAACUACACCAUUCCUUACGUUUCCCUUUCUCCUGUUUCCUUCCCUCCUCCGAUGUACCUAUUCCCAUACAACCCCCCCCGCCCUCAACAUGUGCCAGUUUCCUGUGUCCUUAAUGAAAUUAACACUACCACUCCUUCUGAGAUGGACAGAGCUUUUCUUGUCCUACACAAGCAAAAUUCAAGGGAAAUUGAAAGGAAUUGUCACGGUGGCAAUUUAAUUUGAGUUUUUCUCGUUUAGUAAUAAUUACAUAAUUAUGACCUGAUAGAUUAGAUUCUAACCACGUUUUAUUUUACUGGAACCAAAAGGAUAGUUCUGAUAGUAAGAGGUGAUCUGUGAUUUGGGGAGCUGUUUAAUGUUUUUUAUUAAGUCAUAAAUAUAUGACUUGUGGGAGGACGCUGGGUUGUGAAGAUACAAUACUGUUUUGAUUCUUCUUUAUACAUUUUCAAGAUGGAAGUGCCUCCAGGCUUGAAGCACUUUUGACCUUAAAUCACACAAUCAUAGCCAUUAAUUUUACAUCCACAUUCAAUGUAUCUUUGACUAUGUUGUGUGUACUUUCUCCCUCUGCUUGGAAAGGUAGAUCAGUAUAAAGAAAUACAUUCAUUUCUUACAACAUUCACUCACUGAUUGAAGUUUAUAUGACACCAUAUGAUAACAAAGAAUAUUAAUCCAAAUUACAAUACUCAAAAAAAGACAGUUUAAAAUACAAUUCACCAUCUUGUUUCUGGAUCUAUAUAUUCUUAUUGCAGUUGAUCCCCUGGGAAAAGGAAUCAUUGAUGCUCUUGGUCGAUAAGUAACAUUUUAAGAGCCUGCAGCUAACGUCCCUGACUGAGAGUGUUUCUGAGUGACAGUUGGUUAUCUCUGUUCAUCUUUGUUUUAGAGUAGAAUCAUUGUGAUUCUCAGUGAGACUUUGCAGUGAGGUCAUGGUACACUAUUCCCUACAUAGUGCACUACGUUUGGUCAUGCGCUAUAUAUGGAAUAGGGUGCCAUUUGGGACCGAGUUUUACCAUUGAACUGUUGUGUCCUUCAAAGUGGAGCACCUGUUUCGCCUACAAAGAUUUUCAUUGAUACGUUCAUGAAAGAAACCUCGUGUUUUGAUUUAUACCCUGAUGAAGACAGCUUGUCUGUCGAAACGUUGGACAUAAAACAUUUUUUUGCAUCUAAGCUGGCUCUCCUUUAUUAUCUUAUUGAUAGUGUUCCACUCCGCGAGCCAGCACCUCGCCUAAAUAGGUGUGCGCUACUUUCGCGGCGAGAACAUUCUUGAAAGAAACCUCGUGUUUGAUUCAGGACCAGUUUGUCAGACGUAGAUUAAUCAUCCUAGUCCUGAACUAGAAAGCGAUUUUUCAAUAGCGACUCAUUUAAUGUGUGUCUGGGGAAACCGACCCUAGAAACAUCAGUCUGUGUCCCAACCUAGGACAGAUGUGAAAACACUGGGAGAUUAGAGAAUAAUCUUUUUACCUUUUUAAAACUUUUAUUUUAGCAGGCAUUAAAAAAAAAAAAAAACUUGAAGGGGCAGUUUCCUGGGCACAAAGUAAGGCUAGUCCUGGACAUUAAAAAAAACAAACAGUUUUGCCCAUUGAACAUGCCUGUUAGUCCAGGACAAGUCUUAAUCUACAGUAUGUUUGAGAAACCACCCUAAAAAUAUAGUGUAUUACGUCUAAACUGGUAAUAUGCCAUAAGGCUGUCUCUCUUUCCAUCAGAGUAUUCUUCUGAAGAACAGAUUUAGAAUGUAAACAAACAAUGUGUACAUCCCAAGUUACACUCUUCCCCUGUAUAGUGCACUAUGGGUCCAUGGGACUGUGGUCAAAAGUAGUGCACUAUAAAAAGGGAAUAGGGUGCCAUUUGGGAUGUACGUUAUGACAUGUCUUCCCAUCUGCAGAAACGUGACAUUGAAAAGCAAAAAUAAGACUACAGCUUUAAACAUCGCCUCAUAGUCCGUAUAUCUGAACUGUACUGGAACAUUCCUGUUUUUACUCUGAAUUGUGCAAUCGGCUGGUGUCAAUGUGAAAAAUGAAAAUGCUUAAUAAUCUGUUCUAAAAAAUAUAUAUAUAUAUAACUUUGAUGUGGUAAGCUACUUUCAUAUACAAGUGCAUGCUUUCGUCAGUGUGUCUUUUGUCCGGACAGUUUGCGUUAUGACGACAGCAACAACAAAAAACAAUCCCGAACAAACCUUCAAUAGUGUGUCAGUAUGUACUGCAUGUUCUUUGUUUUACACCGUGAAUGUAUCCUCCAAUAAUCGAUUUUAAAAAUUGGCGUACUUUAGUUGACACAAGCAAUAAUAUAGAGAACAUGCAUGCAAAUGGCAAUCCAAGGGGGAAAUUGCUGACAGUGUGUUAAGGUUAAACACUACAGUAGUUUGAUAAUUAUCAACAUGUUUUUUUGUUUGUUGAUAAUAUGGAAUGUAUUCCAAAUGGCACACUGUUCCCUUUUAUAGUGCACUUCUUAGUCCUAUGGUUUUAUAGUGCACUUCUUAGUCCAAUGCUUUUAUAGUGCACUAUGAAGGGAAUAGGCUGCCAUUUGGAACUGAUACAUGGAGAUAAUCAGCCUUGGGAAGAAUUCUUCAACCUGCAUUCAUGAAUAAGAUAUAGCUAUAUCCGUGUAAAAUCAUGUGGCUUAUUAAGUGUCUCGAUCGCUCUGAAUUGAUGUAUUUUUCCUAUAAUAGUUCUGUACUUUCUCAGAUCAACAGCUUUUAUUACAUUUUUUCUUAACCAAAACAGCGUCUCAAACAUGUAACAUAUUCAGCUACCCAAUGGUGUCAGUGAAACUUGUGAAAUAUUUGUAUUUUUCCAUGCUUUAUACACUUGUCCCAAUAAAACAAAACAAAAAUA